Neltuma alba is the source of this 2148-nucleotide messenger RNA. Its product is annotated as U11/U12 small nuclear ribonucleoprotein 65 kDa protein. Lineage: Eukaryota; Viridiplantae; Streptophyta; Magnoliopsida; Fabales; Fabaceae. Bases 29 to 1489 code for a protein of 486 amino acids. Gene Ontology annotation, biological process: mRNA splicing, via spliceosome. The record is from RefSeq and is a predicted model, not a curated record. Gene Ontology annotation, molecular function: U12 snRNA binding; pre-mRNA intronic binding. The transcript has 12 exons. Gene Ontology annotation, cellular component: U12-type spliceosomal complex.
AUAACAAAGAUAGGAAGAUAAACUGCUAAUGAUAAUACUCUACGUGGAUGAAAAUUCUAUAUGUAUAGCCCUCCAUCCUCUUGUCAUUGCCAACAUGGACCAGUUUGGAUUUCAAGUCACGGAAGCACCAGAGUCAAAGCCUUCAGCUGGGGAGUCUCCAGUUACCCUUUUGAUUAAGCACCUUCCUGAAGCUAUAUCUCAUGAAACCCUUUCUCGACUCUUAUCCCACUUUGGUGCUUCCUCUAUUCGUCCUUGCUCUAGUGGAAGGUUGAGAAACUGUGCUUUUGUGGAUUUUAAAAAUGAUAUGCUAGCUUCUCAAGCACAUCGUCAACUAAAUGGGUUGAGAUUUCUCAGUAAAGUCUUGUCAGUAGAGAGAGCUAGUAACCCAAUUGAGAACAGCAAAAAAAGCAGUGGAUCUCAGCUGGGGAAGGAUUCUAAAUCAUCAGUGGUGAAAAAUGCUACUGUCAGCAAAUCUCUUAAUGAUAAUUCUAAAUCAGGAGCCCCUCCUUCUGAACCAAUUGCUGCAAGACUGGGUGUUGACUACCCAUUUCCUCCUCACCUUGAGUAUGCCUACCCACCACCUGAUGGGAAUAUACUGACAAACAUUGUAAAUGCACUCAUUGCUGUUCCCCGCUUUUACACUCAGGUGCUACACCUAAUGAACAAAAUGAAUAUUCCGGCUCCAUUUCGUAUGGCACUGCCCACUCCACCUUUACCUGCACAAGUACCAGCGCCUCCACCUCCACCACCUCCUCCCCCAUCUAUAACCAUGAAACCUCAAACUGCGGAUCUCUCUAGCAGUGAAUCGGAGAUGGAAUCUUCAGAUGAUGAGGUUGAUGGGAAAAUGGGUUCUAUUGGUCUGGCAAGAGCGGCAAAGUCUGGACAAAAGCGUGCUAGACAUGAAACCAUUAUUGGCCCUGCCAUUGAUAAAGAUGUGGCUCAUGAAGCUGUUGGAGUAAAACCGGCCACGUUGGUUCCUAAAGAAAUUCCAAUGAUUAAAAAGAGGAACCCUGUCUUACAGAUUAAAAUUGCUCCUAAAGCAGUUCAAAGUGAACAUAAAGAUGACAACACAACGGAAGAGUUAAUGGAGCCAGAAAAAGAGACUUUAGGCCCCAAAGAGUUUCUGACUCCGGAAGAAUUAAAGAGUGGAAAAUUACCUCCAGAGGAAAUUUUAUCUCUUCCAAUGUUUAAGAACUAUACGGCUGGAAAUCCAGCUCCUGUGUUGUAUAUAAAAAAUUUGGCCAAAGAUGUGAUUGCUGAUGAUUUCUAUUUCAUAUUUGGGUCCUUGUUCGGAAGUACUGAGGCUGCAAGGUCUACUCUUCAGGUCAAGCUUAUGCAGGAAGGAAGGAUGAGAGGUCAAGCAUUUUUAACAUUCCCAUCUAUUGAAUUGGCUCAGCAUGCUUUGAAUUUAGUGAAUGGGUAUGUAUUCAAAGGAAAGCCAAUGAUCAUUCAGUUUGGUCGCAAUACUGCCGCCGCCAAAGGAACAUAAAUCCGUGGCCAAUAAGAGUAAAGACUGCUGCAUGACGGUCAGUUGCUUGACGCUUAGUAUUGGUAGCAUGAUAGCAGAUGGCUAAUGCUCCUCAUUGACUGGGAGGGGAUCGUUCUCUCGAUCACAGGUGCCCUAACAUUCAGGAAGGUAGUUGUGGCCUGUGUUCAUCCUUUGUUUUUAAUCAAACAUGCAAGGAUCAUUCUUGAUGCGGGCUUUGGGCUUGCUGGAGUAAGAUGUUGGAAUGUAUAACUACUUUUUGCGCGUGAUGGACCUAGGGACUGCACCUGGUGCGAGGGCUCCAUGACAUGCAGUACGGUUCUUUCAGAGGUCAUUUCCGCAUAAUUUCCUUGCAGCGGCUGCGGCAAGGCCAUCCCUCCUAGUGCAUGCAGAUGGUUGAUCAGGGAUUUGAUCAAAUAAACAGUACAAAAAGUCAACGGACUUGUAAUCAUUUUAAUCAUUAAAAGAUAGUUAUGCAUAAUAUUCUGGUAUCUCGUGAUCUGUUGGUGUUGAGAAAGGAUGGAAAGGGCAAACUAAGGUUUCAGGGUAUGCUGUAUGUGCUAUGCGAUUGCACUUCUGUUGUUACCUAGGAAAUGUAAGUCAUUUUUGAGAAAUAUCGUCAACUCAGUUUCGUAUUUAUAUUCGAUUUUGAUUAGUCUUAA